Lingula anatina is the source of this 2583-nucleotide messenger RNA. RefSeq lists its product as uncharacterized. Lineage: Eukaryota; Metazoa; Brachiopoda; Lingulata; Lingulida; Lingulidae. Gene Ontology annotation, biological process: DNA repair. The record is from RefSeq and is a predicted model, not a curated record. Gene Ontology annotation, cellular component: nucleus. Gene Ontology annotation, molecular function: DNA binding; catalytic activity.
AUGAUUCCAACUGUUUCCGCUUGGCGGAAAUAAACAACAUGGCCGAAACGGUGGCGCGCGGAAGUGUGGAAAUCAUGCAAGAGCAAAAUAAUACAGAUACUCAGACAACAUUGGAUAGCCCCAAGUUGAGCAGUUCCACUGGAGGCAGCAUGCCAGGGACACCAGUAAGACUUGACCACACAUACGAUGGACUACCUAUGGAAAAUGAUGACACCCUGCCCCCUGGUUGGAAACGACUUGUUACGCAACGCACCAUGGGAAAGUCAGCAGGGAAGUUUGAUGUAUACAUCUAUAGCCCAGAAGGCAGAAAAUUUAGAUCAAAGACAGAGCUCCAGGCUUAUUUGGAUAGAAAUAAGAUUGAUUUAGACAGCAACGAAUUUGACUUUACAGUUAGGGGAAAGCAUAAUACUCCUCAGAAAGUAACAGGGUCUAAAGAUAAAAAGGCCCCCAAAUCACCAUCUGUCAAGAAAGUGAAAACGAAAUUGGUCAAAAGACUAGAAAUGAAACCAAAAAAGGAAAGUAAAAUAAACAUUCCCAAAAAGGCUUGCAAUAAGCAGAAGCCAGUAUAUCAAAAACUUGUUGUUAAGAUGAACUUUAGGCUGCCAAAACAAAGAAGGGAAGAGAAAGAAAGUGAAAAUGGGGAUCAAGACCAAAGAAUCAAAUCAAAUGACUCAGCAACCAAAGCUGCCAAAAAUAUCAAGGAAAAAACACCGAAGAUAGCAAAACUGAAGAAAGCUCCCAAACAAGGAACACAAUCUCAACAAAAAGUCAAAGUCAUUAAGAAAACUGCAGUUAAAGGAAAGUCAAAAGUAAAGGAGAACAAAAAGAAGCAAACAAAAGACAAACCAGUUAGCAAACAGAAAAAGAUGAAUGAAAAGGACAAAAAGGACAAAAAUCCCAAAAGCAAAUCAGAAAGUAAAUCAAAAAAGAAAAAAGACUGGGAGAAAACACCAAAGGAGAAAAAGAAACGGGAAACAAAGAAAAAAGAAAAGGUCAGAAAAUUGAAAACCAAGAAUAAAUUGCCACACAGAUCAGUCUCACCUGCUGUACUGGACCAUAGUUAUAGUGCUCCACCUCCAAAACUCAACAGAUCACUUUCACAGCCAGCAAACCCAACACAGAAAUCUGAACACUCCAGGAAACGUAAAUUAUCAGAAAGAUCAGGAGAAACUUUCAAAAUACCUAAAUUAAGCCCAGAGGCACUAAUGAGUGGCUCACCAAAUAGGAAAACUCCAGUUGUAAUCAGCCUCCCUGUAUCUCCAUUGAGCAUGAAUAUAAAAGAGUGUGACAUUUUCUCAAAAGAGGGCAGCAGUGCCAAACGAGUCACCUCCCGGCAAAUAACACCAGAUGGCUCCCUAAUCAUCUCCCUAAGCCCAAGACGAGCCAGUUCCAGUGAGUCCCCAAGAAGUCCAAACUCAAGUCAGAAGACUUUGAGCCUGUCACCAACUGGGAACACCAGAGAGACACUGUCACCUACUUCUCCUCGAUCCAUGCUGAAACCAUUGACAGUGUCACCAAGAAGUACCAAGGAGGCAGUGUCCUCAGUAAGAAAUAAAGAGACAUUGUCUCCAAACAAUAAGACAGUUUCACCAGGUAGCCCAAGGCCUGUACUGACACACUUCACCAGUAUAGGUCCUUUAUCUGAGAAACCACGUCACAGUGGAUCUGUGUCACCAAAAAGUCCACGUUCUAUGUUGAAUCAGUUUAGUGUCAAGCCACCGAUUAAUGUGUCACCACAGAAUGCCAGGGUGACAGUGUCAAAGAUAAGUCCAGUGUCCGUGCCAUUAAAAAGGUUGUCUCCCGAAGAGGCAGUUAACAUGGGAGUUAAUCAGCAACUCAAGGGGAAGCCCCAAGAUUCUGCUGCACUCCCAAAAGAUAAGAAAACCCAAAAAAGCAAGUAUUUUCAAGCCAAGGGUACACUUCCUGCACCAAAGAGAAAGAAAUUUGAAAAGUGGACUCCCCCAAGGUCGCCUUACAAUUUAGUUCAGGAGAGCUUGUUUCAUGAUCCAUGGAAACUGUUGGUGGCAACAAUAUUUCUUAACAAAACAACAGGCAAAGCUGCAAUUCCUGUCCUGUGGCAGUUUUUAGACAAAUGGCCAUCAGCAGAGGCAGUACAACACGCUGACUGGGAACCAAUCGCACAACUGCUGCAACCUCUGGGGCUGCACGAAAAGCGAGCCAAAACAAUUGUCAAAUUUUCUGAGGAAUAUUUGUCCAAGGACUGGAAGUACCCCAUUGAAUUAUAUGGCAUUGGAAAAUAUGGCAAUGACUCCUACAGGAUAUUCUGUGUCAAAGAGUGGAAACAGGUUCACCCUGAAGAUCACAAGUUGAACGCCUACCACAAGUGGCUUUGGGAUAACCACAUUGAAUUGGGCAUAGAUUGACUGUUCUUCAACUGAAAUUUUGGGAUCAAAACAGUUCAAAAUGAGGAGCAAAAUACCUCUAAAGGAAUCAUGCGCAACAUUUUGUUUAAUGGCCAAUGAAAAUAUCAUGCAGUUGGUGAUCAUUGUUCGAUGUAUAUUUGAUAAUUUUUUUAGAAAUAUUUGAACAGGAUAUGUCCAACUUUUUAAUUAAUGGCCAGUU